Messenger RNA from Saccoglossus kowalevskii, 735 nucleotides. RefSeq lists its product as uncharacterized. NCBI's taxonomy places the organism in Eukaryota, Metazoa, Hemichordata, Enteropneusta, Harrimaniidae. The record is from RefSeq and is a predicted model, not a curated record. Gene Ontology annotation, molecular function: protein binding.
ACACAUAAGACACCGCUUCAUUUGGCUGCAGAAUAUGGACAUGAUUCUACAGUUCAAAUACUCCUGAGAGCAGAUGUGAAAAAAGAACCACGUGAUAAGAAGAAACGCACUCCUCUUCAUUUAGCUGUAAUUGGUGGAUGUUUCCAUAUGAAUCAUAGCCGAGUCACGGGAACACUCCUGAAAGCUGGUGUCCACAAAGAACCACGUGAUGAGAGAGACGUACAAAAUUUGUUUUCCAUGACGCCGUUAGAAAUAGCCUUCGAGAAAGGAAACCCACAUAUAAUACAAUUGUUGUCUAAUGCAGAUAUACCAGACAGUGUGUUCGACGAGGUCCAGCACAUUGAUGAUGACAACGUAUUUGAAUUCGUAAAAGAUAUAACUGCUCCAGAUGGCAAAAUUGACAGCAAGCUUCAGUCAAAAAUAAUGAAAGAUCCACAUGGUGAUAAUAACAAUGCAGGCUCAAAUCAACGUUCCAAGGUUCCGCAUACGAAGAAAAAAAACAAAAAGAAAAAAGACGAACGUGAACACCGAUUAGUCAGUUGUCACCCAGCUCUCGACCAGUGCAGUUCAGCUGCGGUGCAGUGUCGACAUGGGAGCCAACGUAUGUCUCAAGAUAAUGCCUGUCCAAUUCAGCAUGUGGGACUGAUAGGUGCAAGACAGCGUGCUGUGGUUCUGCGGGAUAUUGGUGGCCGGAUUCGCGGGAGACUAUCUCGUAUUCCCGUUCGUAACAAAUAG